CCUCUUCUGAAACAGUCUCCUUGGAGCAACCACCAGAGCAGUGGCUGGGGCACUGGAAGCAUGUCGUGGGGAGCGGUGCAUGGCAGAGAUCAUCGCAGGACUGGAAACAUGGGCAUGCCAGGAACUAUGAACCAGAUUUCGCCAUUGAAGAAGCCGUUUUCUGGUAAUGUCAUAGCACCACCGAAAUUUACUCGCUCCACUCCAUCACUGACUCCCAAGUCUUGGAUUGAAGACAAUGUGUUCAGAACAGACAACAAUAGUAAUACACUCUUACCCUUACAGGUGAGAUCUAGUUUGCAGUUCCCAGCUUGGGGCUCAGAUUCACUCCAAGAUAGUUGGUGCACUGCAGCCGGAGCCUCCAGAAUAGACCAGGAUCGAAGUCGAAUGUAUGACAGUUUGAAUAUGCACUCUCUGGAAAAUUCCCUCAUUGAUAUUAUGAGAGCAGAGCAUGAUCCUCUAAAGGGUCGAUUGAGCUAUCCACAUCCAGGAACUGACAAUCUUUUGAUGUUAAAUGCAAGGAGUUAUGGGCGAAGACGAGGUCGCUCUUCCCUCUUUCCAAUAGAUGACGGCCUGCUGGAUGACGGUCACAAUGAUCAGGUUGGUGUUUUAAACUCACCGGCCUGCUACUCGGCUCACCAGAAUGGAGAGCGGAUAGAACGCUUCUCAAGAAAAGUUUUUGUUGGUGGUCUUCCUCCAGAUAUUGACGAAGAUGAAAUAACUGCUAGCUUCAGAAGAUUUGGCCCUCUGGUAGUAGAUUGGCCUCACAAAGCAGAAAGCAAAUCCUAUUUUCCACCAAAAGGCUAUGCAUUCCUUCUCUUUCAAGAAGAGAGCUCAGUUCAGGCACUAAUCGAUGCUUGUAUCGAAGAAGAUGGAAAACUCUAUCUGUGUGUUUCCAGCCCUACCAUCAAGGACAAACCAGUGCAGAUCCGCCCCUGGAACUUAAGUGACAGCGACUUUGUGAUGGAUGGUUCCCAGCCUUUGGAUCCUCGGAAAACAAUCUUUGUUGGAGGUGUCCCUAGGCCACUAAGGGCUGUGGAACUCGCUAUGAUCAUGGACCGUCUCUACGGUGGAGUUUGCUAUGCAGGAAUCGAUACAGACCCUGAGCUGAAAUACCCAAAAGGUGCUGGUCGAGUUGCUUUCUCCAAUCAGCAGAGCUACAUUGCAGCCAUCAGCGCACGGUUUGUUCAGCUUCAGCACGGCGACAUUGACAAGCGAGUGGAGGUGAAGCCAUACGUGCUAGAUGACCAGAUGUGUGAUGAAUGCCAGGGUGCACGCUGCAGUGGAAAAUUUGCUCCCUUUUUCUGUGCCAAUGUCACUUGCCUGCAGUAUUACUGUGAGUUUUGUUGGGCAAAUAUCCACUCUCGUGCAGGGCGGGAGUUCCACAAGCCAUUGGUGAAGGAAGGCGCUGAUCGCCCGCGUCAGAUCCACUUCCGCUGGAACUGAGGAGCCCGCGGCCUCGGCCCAGGACAGGGGCCCGCGGCUGACCGGUCCGAGGACGACUGCAGGAGUAAGUGCGCCGGCGCUCACCCAGCUCUCGAUACAUGCAUCUUUAUCAGCAGCCAAACACUACAAGCCUCUUGUUUUCACCAAAACCCUACAUCUCAGGCUUACUAAUUUUUGUGAUAUUUUCAUGUUAAAAUAAAAUGUUUUUUUGUAUUUUCUCCAAGUUAUUUUUAUAUGUAAAGUUAAAAUUAGAUAAGAGAAUGUUUUGCGUAGGGGCAAACAGUCUGCUGCUAUGUAGUGGGUGAAGCGUGCACUUAUUUCUAAAUGUGGGUUUUUAACUUCAAGAUCUGCCCCAGUAAUUUACCAAAGGUAGCAAAAUAAUAGUGAAGAUGGAAUAUGUCUGCUACAAAUGCUUAUUUUUAUUGUUGCUAUUUUCAGUGUAUACAUAAACUAAAAAUUAGGGUUGAUUUUUUUGCUCUCCAUUUUGACUUGCAAGAAAUAAUACCUCAAGAUAAUCUGAUUUAUUAGCUAUUUUUAAACAUUUUUAAUCACAAGCUGUUAUUAGCUUUGCUGCUAUAUAGGUGUUAUGUGUAAAUGCCACCUAUUAAUACGGGAUUGAAAACGUUAGAGACACACUGCAUUGCAGAUAAAUGCAGGCAGCACAAUAUGGCCUGAAGGGCCAUAGUUUUAGAAUGUGAAAACAAUGCAUGUUUACUUACCUGUAUACACCAUAUGCAUGCACUAGAAUUAUUAACUAACAAGAGGUGAGGUAUUGCAAAUGCUCAAAAAAGCUCUCUUGAAUCUAGGUAGCAUGGACAAAUUAUAAAAUUUGUUUUUUAAAAAAGCAAACUUGCAUGCAUUAUUGUGACUUCAAGUGGAAAAAAUUGUCCUACACGUGUACAAUAUGCAAAUUAGUUUUAGAUUAGAGAGUGCAGCCAUUUUGUGAUCUGGUCGGUAGUGGAAUUCGAUUUUAUGCAGACUGGAUGUAAUAUUUGUAAUCCCUGUGCAAUUUUGUGAUGUGCGGUUCUAAUUCAUGUGCAGUGAUAUAGUAUAGAUAAAGAUUGAAUACAAGAAAAAUACUAGACUUUUCAAGAAAGUUGCUUUUAGCCCCUUUGAUGUUCAUGGUUAAGACAUCCUUUAGAAACCAAAGAUGGCCAGCACACCGCUGACCGGUCACCCGAUGGAGGACCCACAAGAAGCCCUUAUUCCAACAAAUGAAUUUUAUAGACAAAUGCGAGACUUUAGCAAACCUAAGUAAAGUCAAAAUGGAGAUGGGGAAAUAUACAGAUGGCUAGUUGCGUAUAAUUCCAUUUAUUCGACGAGAGCGGUGAGAUCUGGCUUCCCGCAUCAUCUGUUGACCUGUGUAUACUGGGGUCUUCUGUCUAACCUGGGCUCGCUGUUGCAUGGGACACUGUUGUUCGUAAUGGUUAAGAAUUGCUUUUUUUAAAUUUUGAUGAAGGAAUUUUGGUAAUAACUUUGCUUGCAUUUUAUUUUAUUUCAUUUUAUUUUGAGAAAGUGGCAUGGAAACGUGCACUAGUUAAUGAGUUUCUCUUGGUAACGAACACUAUUAGAGUAUCGCUAGUGGUAUUUUUUCUCUUUAGAGCACUUUUAACGCAGCUAGCCCCUAUAUUUUAAAGCAAGAGUUACUCUGCAAUCUGAGCAAAGCACCCAACGAUGGUAAAAAAAUUUUUUUUAAUGCAGAAAUAAGAUUCUUGACUCUAAAGAGAGAAAAUUACAAGGGUGUUGCCUUAUCGCAACCCCUUGGGACAAUCCUUACGUGAGCAAAGUGUUGAUCUUGAUAUUGGUUGUCUGUAGUGUGCUUUUUGUACUGUAAAAAUAUGUGGUUCAUGUCUAACUCUGCUGUUUUAUUGUGGUUGUGGUUCAAGUUUUUAAUGUUUAAAGUUGAUGCUGUUUUCAGAAGAGCUUUUUACUAAUUUAUUUGUCGAUGUUCCCUAUUUGUUACUUAACCAUGAUCCUCCAGAUUUUUGGAGUAUUCUUUUCUAACCUUAACCCUGCCAACCUUGAUCCAUUUGACAUUUGUUAUGCACUAUUUUUAUAUCUCUGUGAGAGAUUUUUCCAACAGUCAGCUAUUUUAUGGCACACUUUUUUUGACUGAUGACAUCUCCUUUGCUAUACCUCAAUUUUUGGAAUUUAGAAAAGAAAUCAGUAGUUUUGCAAUGUUAAUUAUUUAGAUAUUUAAUUUCGCAGAUUUUUUAACUUUAUUUUCAUAAUUUCUGCUUAAUGUUUAAAAUUGAAGAGCCUUUUCAUGUAUUAAAUAAUGAGCACUAAAGUAAAUUAUAUGAUAAAAUAAUUGGAGAUGUUGAAAAUCGCUUUCCCUUCCUAAACAAAAAUAAAUAUUGGGAGUGAAGGGAAAUUUUGGCCGUGGGUAUAAAGGACAGAAGUGUCAGGUUUGUCUCACCUUCACUUCUGUUGCAAUUAAAGCUUGUCAGUCUAAUCUUUGGUUCACCCCCCACUCCACCUCCCCCCACCUUUUUUUCCUUCGGCCUUUGUGUACUGCAUCCAUGUUUUCUAACUGUUGAACACUGUAUUGAAGUUUUUUUUUAAUUUACAGAUCAUAUUUAUUUUACUAUUUUUGUAGAAAAUUAUUAAUUUUGAUUGUAUUUUUGUAUUUGCAAAGCUUCUUCACUUGUGUUCCCUAAAUGUUCAUAUUGCUGUCCAAAAGUAUGACUGUGGAGGAAAAAAAAACUACUUUAAAAAUCCACACUUUUUGUUAAGAAGGAAACAUUUAGCAUUUAUAUAUUUGUGUAUGGAAAACACUUGACAUUUUCUCCCUGUCGCAUCUGGCUGCACAGAGCCUCUCCUCAAAGAUGCCGCAAAACUUGAAUACAACACACUUUGGAAGGCUGAUAACCUCGACCUGUGUCGUGAUGUGCAAUACUGUUUCUAAUGUUUGUAUAAAAAUAACAGUGUAAACCUUUUUAAUGCAAAUUUAUUUUUUUCAUUGCAUAUUUUGCAGAUUUUAUCCACAGUGUCAUUUUUUACUGUCAGAAAAGAUACCCCUUUUGUCAUUGCAACUAUUUUUUAAAUCCAGAAAUCUUUGUACUGAUGUAAAUGAUUGUAGUUAUUUUGGAUAGUGUUUUGCUAACAAAAGGAGAGACUUUUUUCAUGCAUAUUUCUAUUUUGUUUUUUUGGGUUUUAUUUUAUUUUAAUAGUAGUAAAAUACUUGGAAUAAUUUUUCAUAUUCUUGUCAUUAAUAUUAUUUUGUAUUUUUAUGUGGAAAUAUAUAAUUUUAUGACACUAAUUGCUAAAGUUUAUUUUAUGUUGAAUUAUUUUUGGAGCUGAAAUCUUUGUAAUAUUAAAGCAACUAGUUUCUAAUUCCCAGUUUCUGUAUAGAAUCGCACAAGUGGUUUAUGGAGUGUUUGGAUUGUAAUUACAAAUGGUUCUUUGAUAUGCAAAUUAAUAUUUUCAGUUGAUUUUAUUUUAUAUUCCUAAUGGGGUGUUAAAGCCGUUUUUUAUUUUUUUCUAAAUAAAAAGAGAACCCAUGCUUUUAUGGACACUAGGUAAACGCCUUCAGCUUAAAUUCUUUUGUUAAAAUAUUUUUCGUUUAUUUUAUUGUUACCUUCCAGGUGUCUAAAUCUCCAGUCUGUCUGUUGUACUGGUAAUUUAACUCUGUAAUGGAAUAGUUUGCUGCCAACUAUUUAUAUUAAGUAAUUUUUAAAUAUUUGUAAUAUUGUUGACUGACUAAUAAACUAUUAAGUUAU
This is a messenger RNA of Condylura cristata (star-nosed mole), 5165 nucleotides long. RefSeq names its product cytoplasmic polyadenylation element binding protein 2 (gene CPEB2). The coding region runs from base 61 to 1443 and encodes 460 amino acids. Gene Ontology annotation, molecular function: ribosome binding; mRNA 3'-UTR binding; mRNA regulatory element binding translation repressor activity. The transcript is spliced from 11 exons. Gene Ontology annotation, cellular component: synapse; nucleus; neuron projection. The record is from RefSeq and is a predicted model, not a curated record. Lineage: Eukaryota; Metazoa; Chordata; Mammalia; Eulipotyphla; Talpidae. Gene Ontology annotation, biological process: negative regulation of cytoplasmic translation.